Nelumbo nucifera (sacred lotus) is the source of this 1910-nucleotide messenger RNA. RefSeq names its product shaggy-like kinase 13 (gene SK13). Gene Ontology annotation, molecular function: protein serine/threonine kinase activity; ATP binding. Lineage: Eukaryota; Viridiplantae; Streptophyta; Magnoliopsida; Proteales; Nelumbonaceae. Gene Ontology annotation, cellular component: cytoplasm; nucleus. Gene Ontology annotation, biological process: cell differentiation; peptidyl-threonine phosphorylation; signal transduction. The record is from RefSeq and is a predicted model, not a curated record.
CCAAAGCUGAAUGCAGAGACCACCAGGUACGGACUCUUUGGUCAAACCUAGAUAGAGCUGCAACUGGAAGAGAGAUCAAGGACUCAGGUUCAAGGAGUUUGAGAGUUUCUGAAGAGGAGCACCGUUCUUUCUUUCUCCCUCCCCUGCGCUCCAAUUUAUAAGGUGAUCCGUUAAAGGUGGAAAAUGUGAGGUUUUUACAGCUCAUGUGUCUCUUUGAUAUGUGAUCUCCAGACCAGUUAGUUACAAACAGAUUACUUCAGUGUCUCUGGACCAAAUAUGGCUUCUGCUGGCAUAGCCCCUUCAGCAGUCGGAAAGCCUGAUGGCAAUUCAAUGUCUGUUGACAAACUUCCUGAGGAAAUUAAUGAGAUGAAGAUCAGAGAUGAUAAGGAAAUGGAAGCAACUGUUGUGGAUGAAAAUGGGACUGAAACAGGUCACAUUAUUGUAACAACAAUUGGUGGUAGAAAUGGUCAACCCAAACAGACUAUAAGUUACAUGGCUGAGCGUGUUGUUGGACAUGGUUCAUUUGGUAUUGUGUUUCAGGCUAAGUGCCUAGAAACAGGGGAAACUGUGGCAAUCAAGAAGGUUUUGCAGGAUAAGAGAUAUAAGAACCGGGAAUUGCAGACAAUGCGCCUUCUUGAUCACCCCAAUGUGGUCUCACUAAAACAUUGCUUCUUUUCGACAACAGAAAAGGAUGAAUUGUACCUCAAUUUGGUUCUUGAAUAUGUACCUGAAACAGUUUAUCGUGUAUCAAAGCACUAUAGCCGGGCAAAUCAACGAAUGCCUAUGAUAUAUGUCAAACUCUAUACAUACCAGAUCUGUAGGGCAUUGGCAUAUAUUCAUGGGGGCAUCGGAGUUUGUCACAGGGACAUCAAGCCACAAAAUCUAUUGGUCAACCCUCACACACACCAGCUCAAGCUUUGUGACUUUGGAAGUGCAAAAGUGCUGGUCAAGGGCGAGCCAAACAUAUCAUAUAUUUGUUCACGUUACUAUCGGGCACCCGAACUCAUCUUUGGGGCAACAGAAUACACAACUGCAAUUGACAUUUGGUCAGCGGGUUGUGUCCUUGCUGAACUACUUCUUGGACAGCCUCUCUUUCCUGGGGAGAGUGGAGUUGACCAGCUUGUUGAGAUAAUCAAGGUGCUUGGUACUCCCACACGAGAAGAAAUCAAAUGUAUGAAUCCGAACUACACAGAGUUUAAAUUUCCACAGAUCAAGGCUCAUCCCUGGCACAAAAUAUUCCACAAGCGCACGCCCCCAGAAGCAGUUGAUCUUGUCUCAAGACUCCUUCAGUAUUCUCCAAAUCUACGAUGCACUGCUUUGGAGGCCUGCGUUCAUCCAUUCUUUGAUGAACUUCGUGAUCCAAGCACUCGUCUUCCUAAUGGGCGCCCUUUGCCUCCUCUUUUCAACUUUAAACCUCAAGAGCUAAAAGGAGCAACUUUAGAGCUCCUUGCAAAACUGAUCCCUGAACAUGCUCGGAAGCAGUGCCCCUUCCUUGGUUUCUAAGCUGUAACAUUACAUGGUCAUAGAUAUGAAGUUGUCAAGUGUAACAUAAUGAAUGCCCUGCAUGUAGUUUCAAGAAAUACAAACUGCGCAGUUAAAAUUGUUGUUUUGGGUUUCUUCCAAAACACUGUUGAAAGCUGCUUGUUUAACCAUGUAUUGACCUGCUUGUCAUAAUAUUCGAUCCGGAAAUGACGUUGAAAAAUUAUGCUGGGUAUCGUAUCCAUAUUCAGCUAUUGACAGGCUAAAACAUUUUCCCUCUUGUUUUUCUCCCUGGUAUUCUUGCUUUUGUAUGGACUUGCUUGGACCUCUUCCCUGCUGUAUUUUCCUACUUGUAUCGACUGGUUUGGUUUCUAUCCUAAGAAACAAAGAUAUAUGAAUUAUCAGUAAUAAAUGAAGAAUGCCAGAAUCAA